This is a messenger RNA of Mugil cephalus (flathead mullet), 2958 nucleotides long. RefSeq names its product siah E3 ubiquitin protein ligase 1 (gene siah1). Gene Ontology annotation, biological process: proteasome-mediated ubiquitin-dependent protein catabolic process; multicellular organism development. NCBI's taxonomy places the organism in Eukaryota, Metazoa, Chordata, Actinopteri, Mugiliformes, Mugilidae. The transcript is spliced from 5 exons. The coding region runs from base 1125 to 2150 and encodes 341 amino acids. The record is from RefSeq and is a predicted model, not a curated record. Gene Ontology annotation, cellular component: cytoplasm. Gene Ontology annotation, molecular function: ubiquitin protein ligase activity; zinc ion binding; ubiquitin conjugating enzyme binding.
UUUGGACUGACAUCGGAUGCCGGCUUAGCGUAGCUCUCUGCCUUGUGCACAAACACACCCAGCAGCAGUGACACCUACCACACUCCAGGGGACAGAGAGCACAUCGGCUGAACAAAAGCGCAGAGCAGAAAGUCAGCCAGAGAGAGAGACUCCAUUCGGGACUUUCCCCCCUUUCCUUCCCUCGCGAGCCUCGUCUCUGGGAAAUCGACAGAGCGGCGCUUUGUUUUCCAAUCAGUGAAGGAUUAUUCUUCAAGUAACUCCGGUACACCAUGGAGGAUUUGUUUUUCAUUGAACCAGCCCUCUGCUUGCUGUGGGAUUUUUACUUUUUUUGUCGCAAGCCAGCGAUUUUGGGAAAGGAUUUUGGAAGAGCGUAUACCUGUUAAAAGCUGCAGCGUAGCGGUGCCAAACUGUUCGUGAAGAUUUUGGCAGCGGGAGAAACAAAGGUGGAAGUUGCGGAGGAUAAUUAUCCGGUGUUGGAGAGAAUCUACGGUGCCCUGGCGAAAACUGCCUCGCAUUACCUUCUGUUCCUAGAUCCUGAUUCGGCGAAGUGAGGGAGUGGCCGGCUGACCACACACAGGCAGGCUGCUUACCGACUGUUGACUACAUUUUCUGUACAACAGAAAGUAAAUCUGUGUCGUGGCUUCUUUGUGCUGCAGCGUAAGCACACAGUUACCUAACUGGUGUUACUUUCGUGUUUGGCAUUCAGUUUGGCCUGAUAGGCAGGUUUGAUGGAUGUCUGCUUCGCUUACAGGACGCCAGCUACUGUUAUGUUUGACUUUUUUUAAGGACUGGGAGACUGUGGAAUUUACCAUAAAGGAUUGUUUUUAAGAGGCUUAAUUCCAGACACCUGCUCCCUGUUGGUCCUCUUUGCCCCCGUCCCUUAUAGGCAGUCAUUUCUGCUCUCGAGGAUCUGUUUGCCCUUGGCUGCACACAGCCCUCAUUCUUUCAUUACAGCCUCCCCUGGAAUCUCAUGAGCUUAUGCCUUCUUAACGGGGGAGCAGCAGAAAGAAAUAUGAUCCUCUGUUUCGUGGUGUGUUUAAGGCAGCAGCAGCAACAGUGUGUGGUUUCCAUGGAAAAGGCCAGAGGAAUAUGGCACUGAGGGGCUGCUUAAAUGCUCUACCUCUAUGUCUGUGGUCCAAGUGAAAUCGAAGCCGGCUAGCGUAGCUCUGCUAGCUCCUCCCUGGAACUCCUUGUUCAGACUCUUCUCAUGUGUAGCCACAAGGAACGUGCACAGGACUAAAGAGGUCCCCACAUUUCAAGAGCAGACGAAAGCCUUAUUUGGAAAUCUUAUGGACGAAGAAAUGAGUCGCCAGACUGCCACCGCGCUGCCCACAGGAACCUCCAAGUGCCCCCCCUCUCAGCGCGUGCCCACCCUGUCAGGCACCACAGCCUCCAACAGUGACCUGGCCAGCCUGUUCGAGUGUCCUGUCUGCUUCGACUAUGUCCUUCCUCCCAUCCUGCAGUGCCAGUCCGGACACCUGGUAUGCUCCAACUGCCGACCCAAGCUCACCUGCUGCCCCACCUGCCGAGGGCCCCUGGGCUCCAUCAGGAACCUGGCCAUGGAGAAGGUGGCCAACUCGGUCCUCUUCCCCUGCAAGUACGCCUCGUCGGGCUGCGAAGUCACCUUGCCUCACACGGACAAGACGGAGCACGAAGAGCUCUGCGAGUUCCGGCCGUACUCUUGCCCCUGCCCCGGCGCCUCCUGCAAGUGGCAGGGCUCCCUGGACGCUGUCAUGCCUCACCUGAUGCACCAGCACAAGUCCAUCACCACACUGCAGGGGGAGGACAUCGUGUUCCUCGCCACAGACAUCAACCUGCCGGGCGCCGUGGACUGGGUAAUGAUGCAGUCCUGCUUCGGCUUCCACUUCAUGCUGGUGCUGGAGAAGCAGGAGAAGUACGACGGACACCAGCAGUUCUUUGCCAUCGUGCAGCUCAUCGGGACCCGGAAGCAGGCGGAGAACUUCGCCUACCGGCUGGAGCUCAACGGCCACCGGCGCCGGCUGACCUGGGAGGCCACGCCGCGCUCCAUCCACGAGGGCAUCGCCACGGCCAUCAUGAACAGCGACUGCCUGGUGUUCGACACGUCCAUCGCACAGCUGUUCGCCGAGAACGGCAACCUGGGCAUCAACGUCACCAUCUCCAUGUGCUAAGAAACUUUCAAGAGAAGAGGGUCAAAAAGUUACAGAUUGUUAGGGGGCAUCUUUUAGGGGGGUCAAAUCAGUUGUGACCUCACAGCGCCCCUCACCCCUUGAGACAUGGAACUGGACUGUCUGAUUGGGCAGCCGUGGAGGCCCAGGGGGUGAGAUGGAUGGAUGGAUGGAUGGAUGAGUGGAUGAAUGAAUAAACUCAAGGACAUAACUGUGUAGUGAUGGCUAUAGACUUUUAAACACACACACAAACAUAUGCGAGGCUCACGCAGCCUCGCGCUCUACUGGUCUCAAAACACCGCCACAAACUGAGAAGCUGUUCAAAUUCACUUUGUCAAACUCUGGUUUAUUGGCCGUGUGCGUCUCUCCCGGAGCCAUUUCCCACCACUCCUCCUUUAGCGUCCCCUCUCUGUCCUCCCCCCCCCCCCCGUCAGUCACAGACAUUUCAGACACUACAGCUCUUCUCCGGCCUCUGGCUCGGAAAGCUUCGGAGGCUGGUCACCACGGAACGGCUCUGUGCCCCCGGCCGCUGCUCUGAGAGGAAACGCUCCAGCUCUAUUUCAACACGGACUCCUGGUCAGUGCUAGGAAGCUAGUCGGCGAUCUAGCUUCCCCUCCUCCUGUUUGUGAUCCACCUCAGUACCCGUCAGAACCCACCUCCGGAUCGAACAGUUCCCACGCUACCCCCACCCCCCCAACACACACACACACACACACGCAGGGCUGCGACCUGCUCUGGCUGCUAUUAACUAGCUCAAACUGGAACUUGGAGUCCAUUUAAAAAAAAAAAUAAAAUUUAAAAAAAAAAAAAA